Echinostoma caproni is the source of this 675-nucleotide messenger RNA. The record is from the annotation of a GenBank genome assembly. Lineage: Eukaryota; Metazoa; Platyhelminthes; Trematoda; Plagiorchiida; Echinostomatidae.
AUGUUCCAGGUCCUUCCGGCCUCGUGUUUCGCAUUGGGCUGUUGGCAAGUUGGUCGUCGACGAUGGAAACUCGACCUGUUGGCGAAAAUAGACGAAAAUGUGAAGAAACCACCUAUCCCAUUACCCCGAGACGUGAACACAAGCUUAGAUCUUCCAGAAUACUUACCGGUUACUGUUCGUGGUCAAUUCGAUCAUUCACGUGAAGUCUAUAUGGGACCGCGCGCCCUGAUUGCUGAUUUGGUUCCGGACAGUGUGCUCGAAUGUGGAAACAAAAUAAUGCCUACUCCGGAGGAGAAGUCCAAUUCGACACAAGAGCAACGUCGGAAGCAUGUACCACACUUAAGUCUGCCGGGUUAUUUUGUGAUUACUCCUUUCUUCCUGGCCGAUCGUCCGGGACAGAGCAUCCUCGUCAACCGAGGCUGGGUUCAUAUGGACCUACUUGAUCCAGCCACUCGUCCCAUGGGCCAAGUAAAGGGGACUGUAACUAUUUCAGGAUACAAUCGUUAUCCCGAAGCGGCCCUUUCUAUGGGACCUUUCUCAAUGCUCGUAGGAUCUCCAAAUAAAAAAGACCCGCAUACUCAUCCGCAAUAUUUCAACCGCCAAGUGGAUGAUAUGGCUCAAACCCUGGGUACAUUACCCAUAUUCAUCGACGCAACCUACGGUGAGUUCUUAUGA